AAGGCGACCGAGUAAAAGAGGAAGAGGUCGAAACGGAGCGAGGGGAGGAGCGAUAGCGGACCGAAUACUGUAGUGGAGGAACCGGAGGACAUUUCCAUUCCUGUUGACAUUGACCACCGACUCGUCGAAGUGGAUUCGGCCAGCGCAGCAAUGGAUGAGAGCGUCACCGUGACGGCGGCGCUCGUCGGGACCGUCGUGGCGCUUCCCCUUUUGGCUUUCUUCUCGACCAUGUGGCUCUGCCCCGGCAUGAUCAUCCGGGCUUAUAACUGGUUCAUGCGUCUCAAACUAGGCCUUGUGGUCCGCUACUCGUACAGCGGCAGCUACCGCUUCUGCUAUUUCAGCCGCGGGACGCCAGGGGGCGCUACGCCGUCCUUACUGCUCCUGCACGGCUUCUCAGCCUCCAAAGACAUGUGGUUGCCCUUCGUCAAGUACGUCCCCGUGGAGCAGCACAUUCUGUGCGUGGACAUGCCGGGACAUGAGGGUACCAGCCGUGUCGGGUCCGACGACUACAGCAUUCAGAGUCAGGUUGCCCGAAUCCAUCAGUUUGUGCAAAGCGUUGGUCUGGACAAAAGACCCUUUCACCUGGUGGGAACAUCCAUGGGGGGCAACAUAGCGGGGGUGUACGCCGCCACCUACCCAUCGUACCUGUCUGGCGUGACCUUGAUGUGCCCCUCUGGUUUGGUGUAUCCCACCGAGUCUGAGUUCAUCACCCGCCUGAGGGAGAUCGAGAAGAACCCCGAAGGUUCCACCAUCCCUCUGAUUCCGUCAAGUCCGCAGGAGCUGGAGGACAUGUUGCGCCUCUGUUGCCAUAAGCCCCUCAAGGUGCCACGGCAGGUGCUGCGCGGCCUCCUGGACAACAGGAUCCACCACAACCACUUCUACAGAGAAUUGUUCAUGACGCUGGUUGAGGAGAAAUCUCGUCACUCUUUGCAAGAAAGUCUACAUUUGAUUACGUCACCCCUGCAAGUCAUUUGGGGGAAGCAUGACCAGGUUCUGGAUGUUUCCGGGGCCUCUGCGUUGCAGGCGGCGGUGCCCCACAGUCAGCUGUUUCUCUUGGAUGACUGUGGCCACACCAUAGCGCUGGAGAGACCGAGGAGGGCAGCACAGCUCAUCAUAGACUUCCUGUCUGCGCAGGAAGUCCACAGCAAGGACACAGAGAAAAAAGUUUCCUGAACUGGAGUUGAUUUCGGUUGAAUACAAAUUAUAUAAUGGAUAAAAGUUGUUAGAAAUACAUUGCUCUAAUGAAAUAAUUUUUUACAUCCAUGAUACUGUACAAAUGUAUUCGAAUGAUUCAUUAUGUUUGAACAUUUUGAUAGUUUUAAUGCAUUUCUUGCUGAGUUUAUUGCAAUUUUUGUGUGCUUAUUUUCCGGAUACGGAAGCAGCCUUUUGAACCUCAACAAAUAACUUUGGAUAAAUAAGUUAUCUCAUGUAUAUGUGUCUCAGUACUGUUUGUUUUAAAUGCAGCUAUUGAAAUAGUUCACAGAGUUUAAUAUACAACAGUGUAUUAACAUUUUAUGGGUUCAUAAUUGCAUUAAAUGACUAUAAUUUGAGUUCUUUA
Molecule: messenger RNA, 1558 nt
Organism: Hippocampus comes (tiger tail seahorse)
Lineage: Eukaryota; Metazoa; Chordata; Actinopteri; Syngnathiformes; Syngnathidae
Product: abhydrolase domain containing 6, acylglycerol lipase
Exons: 9
Coding region: 151-1173 (340 amino acids)
Biological process (GO): acylglycerol catabolic process
Cellular component (GO): AMPA glutamate receptor complex; membrane
Molecular function (GO): monoacylglycerol lipase activity
Source: RefSeq, a predicted model, not a curated record